AUGCGCAUUUAUCACCCGUUGACCCUCGCCGCCUUGUGCGUCGUCUUGCACGAGUCGCUCGGUGCCGCCCAGCAUGCGAAUGCUCUGGCGCACCCCGAGCAUCGCAACGUUGCUCAGCCGAUGAACGCUAUGAAGCGCCACCUCCGCGGUGAUCGGCGCCACCUCGACCGAAACGUAGCCGCAGACGAAAUCAACACGACGGAUGCGGCCCUCAUCGGUACCACCGCGAACGACUCGGUGGGUGCCGACAACAACAACGAGGACGACGACAACGACGACAGCGAUUCCAAGGACGCCGACGCUGACGCGGGCGAGGGCACCAAGCUUGACGAUGUCAGCCUCAGCACCGACGCUGCUACCAAGAGCAAAGCGGACGCUGAGGAUGAGAAGAACGAGAACGACGACUCCAAGGACACCGACGCCGGCGACGACGCUAAGCUCGGCAAUGUCGAUUCCAAUGCUGAAGCUGGUACCAAGGACAAGGCGGUCGCCUCCGUGUCUGCGGGUGCCGACAACAAUGAAAACGCUGACGCCGACACGGAAGCCAACAAGGUUGACGACGUUGACGGCGACAACGAGAAUGCUGAUGCCGUGAACGAGGUCGUCGAGAAUGGUGACUCGUUGGACACAAUCCUUGAAGACGUCGACACCGAAGUGGGCGACGAGCCCGAAAUCGCUGCUGUCGAUACCACCGACGAUACUAAAGUCGAUGUGGUCGCAGUCCUGUCCGGGGGCGUCGAGGGUGACGAGGCCGACAAGGAAGAUGCCGAGGGUGACGACUCCAAGGACGCCGACGCUGACAGCGAGGACGACGAUUCCAAGGAAGUCGACACCGAUGCCGCUGACGAAACCAAGAUCGCCGACAUCAACGCUGCCAAUGACGGCGAUACCGAAGCGGAUGCGAUUGCUGUCGUGUCCAAGGACGUCGAGGACAGCGAGGGUGAUGACAACGAGAACGCCGAUGCUGAAAACGAUGGCAACGAGACCGAUGACUCGGAAGAUGUCGAAGUCGGUAACAACGAUGACGAUGAUUCGACGGAAGUCGACACCAAUGCGGGCGACGACAUCAAGAUCGACGACAUCAACACCUCUACCGGCGCGGACAACGAAGGCCAUGAGAACCGCAACUGA
Molecule: messenger RNA, 1131 nt
Organism: Saprolegnia diclina VS20
Lineage: Eukaryota; Oomycota; Saprolegniomycetes; Saprolegniales; Saprolegniaceae
Exons: 3
Coding region: 1-1131 (376 amino acids)
Source: RefSeq, a predicted model, not a curated record